GGAAGCGGGCCGUGCAUGCGGCGGGCGGCGCGGGUCGCGCUGGCGCUGGCCGGGGACGGAGCGGCGGGGCCGGGGCCGGGGCCGGAGCCGGGCCUGGGCUUUGCCCGCAGCGCUCGCGUCCUCCUGCCGGCCGGCGGCGCGGCACAGCCCCAGCAGCGAGGCUGGACGGAGGCGGUGUCGGCCGCCGCCGGUGCGCUGCGGGCGGGCGGGCUGGUGGCGGUGCCGACGGACACGGUGUACGGCGUGGCGUGCCUGGCGCAGGACUCCGGCGCCGUGCGGAGCAUCUACAGCCUGAAGGGGCGGAACGGGAGGAAGCCGCUCGCCAUCUGCCUCGGGGACGUGGAGCGGCUCUACAGGUACUGCCGUGUCAAUGUGCCGGACGAGCUGCUGCGGGACCUGCUGCCUGGACCUGUGACCCUGGUCUUGCAGCGUUCGGAAGAGCUAAAUAAAGACUUGAAUCCCUUCACAUCGCUGGUUGGUGUUCGUAUUCCAAACCACCCCUUUAUCAGGGAGUUGGCACGAGCUUGCUCUGGACCACUGGCUCUAACAAGUGCUAACAUCAGCUCGCAGGCCAGCACGCUGACGGUGUCGGAAUUCCAAGACCUGUGGCCUCAGUUGUCCUUAAUCAUCGAUGGAGGCCCAAUUGGGGACGUUCAGAGCCCGGAGUGUCGCUUGGGGUCAACUGUGGUUGAUUUAUCUGUGUCAGGGAAGUUCAGCAUCAUUCGGCCUGGCUGUGCACUGACACCUACGGUUGAAAUCCUGACACAGAAGUAUGGCUUGGUACCAGAAUCAUCUUAAGACUUCAGACUCGGAGGAGCUGGUGAGGCUGGGCACCGUGUGCCUGUGCAUUCAGGAAAUGGGCAUUCAUGGCCUUGUUUAAUAAGGUCGAUGGGUUCUGUCAGGGUUAAUAAAGUAAAGAUAGAAAACUGGA
Molecule: messenger RNA, 931 nt
Organism: Pezoporus occidentalis (night parrot)
Lineage: Eukaryota; Metazoa; Chordata; Aves; Psittaciformes; Psittacidae
Gene: YRDC
Product: yrdC N6-threonylcarbamoyltransferase domain containing
Exons: 6
Coding region: 16-798 (260 amino acids)
Biological process (GO): regulation of translational fidelity
Cellular component (GO): cytoplasm
Molecular function (GO): tRNA binding; nucleotidyltransferase activity; double-stranded RNA binding
Source: RefSeq, a predicted model, not a curated record